AUGGAGAAAAAAAGGAAUCGCAAGCCGAACUGGACUGAGGAGCAAGGUUUGUUGCUGGCCCAGUUGGUGAACGAACAUAAAGGUAUGUUACGAGGAAAAUUUGGCCCAACUGUCACUAGCCAAGGCAAGAGGCGCGCCUGGGACACAAUAUCCCAAACAAUCAAUGCCUCUUUUCCACUGGUGGUGCGGACAGGCGACGAUUGUGAGAAAAGGUGGUAUGUGCUGCAGUCCAAGGCAAAAGAUGAGAUUGCAGCACACAAUUGAUGUGUUUGAACAACAAAAAAAAGUCCUUUCCCUUCAGGAGGAGUACUACCGCCUUAAAAUUGAACACCUAAAAAAUAAACCAUUUAGAGAUUGUGUUCUGUGUCUUGCAUUUAACAGUUGCAGGUGAUGUGCAGUAAAACUGUGGUAGUUCUUAAUACCAUCACAAGUUCUCAAAUGACAUGGGGCUACAGCUUGCCUGAAAUGUAAAUUUGUGAAGUUUGCCCUGUAAGGCAGUCCACUCUGGGCUAGGUUCCCCUGUGGAAUGUGAAUAUCUUCUUCACCACCAUCCUCAUCGUUUUCUCCAUCCUCAUCCUCAUCGCCAUCCUCCAGAGGUUCUGCAAUCUGUCUAACCUUGCAAAUAUUGUGUAAUAUUGCACAGGCUAUGAUGAGUUUGCUGACUUUUUCAGGCCUCAGCCGCACCUCUCCGUGGAGAACAUGAAAGCGCCUCUUAAGCUGGCCUAUGCCACGCUCCACCACCGCUCUUGUUGUCUUGUGGGCCCUACAAUAGAAUACAGACCUUUAAUUAUUUGAUGGAAAUAUUGCACUACUUGGAUGCUCUAACAUAUUGCUUGCAUUUCAUUUCCAUGAUUUUUGUAUUGUUUGGCUUACCUGUUAUAGUUUAGUUGGGGCCCUUGGCGUGGCUGGAGGUAAGGUGUAAGGAGCCAUGGUUUGCAUGGGUAGCCACUGUCCCCUAACAAGUGGCAAUUAGCUGGCACAUAGCGUCUCUCAAAAAGCUGUCUGAUGCCACUCUCGGAGAGCAUUCUCGCAUCAUGUGUGGAGCCUGGCCAUUUAGCCACAAUGUCCAAAAUCUUCCAGGCCGCAUUGAACACUAUUUGCACAUUGAUGCUGUGGAAAUUCUUCCUGUUAACAAAGACAGCCUCGUCCUCUGAUGGCGCAAUUAUUCUCACAUGUGUUCCAUCAAUUACACCCACAACGCCAGGGAAUCCUGCAAUGUCCAUAAAUGCCCUUUUAUGUGUGUGUAAAGUGCGGGCAUCCAGCGGGAAUGAAACAAAUUGUGUCACAAUAUUAGGUUGUGACAAAGCUGUCAGUGUUUGGGUGAUGACUCUGCUGACGGAGGAUUGGGACAGACCCAAGUCAUCACUGCUGCAUUGUUGCAUUUUCCCUGUUGCCAAAUACCUCAGGGUUGUGAUUACUUUCUUCUCCGGUGUAAUAGCGUUUGUGGCGUCGAGUUGGUGAAGUAAUUGCAUCUCUAAGGAGAUCCACCACAAACAUGAUUCCUGCACGAUCCAAUCUGUAGCGUCUCAAUAAUUCCCUGUCAUCCAGUGUUUGCAGGACAUCUCUCCUGCCUCCUCUGUUGGCCAUUUUGUGCAGCUGCUUAGGGUAACUCCUAAGCCACUAAAAGUCCUCUUCCCUGCUCUUAGCAGAUCUCGCCUUAGGAGCCCUUUUAAGCGCUAGGACUCUUGAGGAAUAGCUUUUAUAUAUUUUCGUGUCACUUUUAGGGGAAAUUCUAAGAAAACGUCAUGCCUCUGAGAAUUUUCUUAGAAUUUGGCCGCUAGGAGCCACUUUUUGCACAAAAAUUCUUUAGAGAUACGGGCCCAGGGUUCUUCAAUUCCGGUCCUGGAGGGCCGAAACACCUCUGUUUUUCAUCCUCUCCUUCUAAUCAGGGGCUAAUUCAGACCUGGGACACCAGGACCGGAAUUGAAGAACCCUGCUAUAGACUCUGUGAGAUAUACUAGAUGAGACAGGAUGUGGACUGGUGUCAGAAAGGAUGGUGCGUUACCGCCACCAACAGCACAGGUGGUGAAAUUACAUUUAGAAUUAGAAGCUAGGUACUAGCUAGAUAGUGUGUGCUAGCUAGCUAAAGUAGUGACAUUUGCUAGCUAGCUAGUGACGUCUGCUAGCUAGCUAGUGACGUCUGCUAGCUAGUGGCGUUUACUAGCUAGCGUGUACUAACUAGCCUAGCUGGUGUGUACUAGCUAGCUGCAAAAGCAACAGUGGUUAACAUAACGCCCUGGACCAGAGCUAGUGCACUGACUAGAGCUAGUGCCUAGCACACUGACACCACAGAGUUUCUAAACCUAGAGGCACAACAUCACGAUACUUCCGGGAACGCUUGCGAAACCGACCAGUCCGGCGUUUGGGGUUUGAUAAGUCAAUGAGAGAAGUGAAAAAAUCUUCCUUAGCUGUUAAUUUUCUCGAAAUCUAAAGGGACAACCAAAAUUCGAGCCAAUGUCUUAAGUAGUUGAACAUAGUAUCACUCCAACCUUGUGAAAGUGAAAAACUGACACAUUUACAUUUUCAUCAAAAACAACUUUAUAUCGAAAGAGUUCCUUUGAUUUGACAGCCUGCACAUGAGCAGUUCGGUGCGAGACGACCGUUGGACCAGAUUAUGUGUUUCUAUCCAUGAGCUUAGCUAGCCAACAUCGCCAUGACAUCGCCUACAAGUGUGAUUGGGUGGUCCUCUGUGGCUCAAUGUGGUCCUCUGUAGCUCAAUUGGUAGAGCAUGGCGCUUGUAACGCCAGGGUAGUGGGUUCGAUCCCCGGGACCACCCAUACGUAAAAAUGUAUGCACACAUGCCUGUAAGUCGCUUUGGAUAAAAGCGUCUGCUAAAUGGCAUAUUAUUAUUAUUAUUAUUAUUAUUAUUAUUAUUAUUAUUAUUAAGCAGUUUUAGCCUAUCUAUAUCUUCAUACUGUACUGUCUUUGCUGACACCCUGGAACAAAGUUACUGAUUCACGCGAUACAUGAGACCGACAAACAUCUAGAGGUUGCACACGUACAUACCAUUUGAGAUGCAAAAAUACCAUCUGAAAUGCACGCGCGUGCGCUUUGAGGUUCACAGACCACACGGCGUCGGCACCCAUAAUCUGCAGCUGGAUGCUUCUCUGCAGUAUUUGUAUUGGAAAACACUGGUGUUUAGCUACAAACUAAUCCAACAUUUUGCUUUUGGGAAACGUGCAAAGUCAGCGUUAACCAGUUGUAGCAACAGUAGCUGAACCGUUUAUUGUGAACGACAACACAGUUGUAGCUCGCUAGCUGACACUACAGCAGGCUGUUUACCUCUGUGUUGUCUAGCUAUGGGAGUUGCCUGCUUAAAACCCUUUCUGACAGCUCACCUGUCAAGACACUAUCAGUUUUAUAAUAAAUAAUUAAUUAUUUAUGAAUAGGGGUUUGGCUCAACAAAAUGGAGUUAUUAGGAUUUUUUUAAGCUGCAAGCACAACUAAAUAUUUCCCUCAUAAUGAAAUGAUCAUGGGACCGGAGAAUGGCCACAGCUGGCUGCCGUUUUACGGGCUCCUAACCAAUUGUGCUAUUGUGUGUGUUUUUUCGCGCUAUUUGUAACUCAUUUUGUACAUAAUGUUUCUGCCACCGUGUCUUAUGACCAAAAAGAGCUUCUGGAUAUCAGGACACCCGACAAGGGCCAAAUUCCCGUCAUUUGCAUGAGAAAGAGACAGAGAUAUCGGGGACGUAGGUUGGGGUGCCUUGUUAGGAUCCGACGGCGAGUGCGUAAUCUGCCUCUACCGUCAGUCCUACUAGCCAAUGUACAAUAAUUAGAUGUCAAAAUAGAUGAACUAAGAUCAUGGAUAUCCUACCAACGGGACAAACUGUAAUAUCUUAUGUUUCACCGAGUCGUGGCUGAACGACGACAUGGAUAACAUACAGCUGGCGGGAUAUAAGCUGCAUCGGCAAGAUAGAACAGCUGCCUCCGGUAAGACAAGGGGUGGCGGUCUGUGUAUAUUUUAAACAACAGCUGGUGCACAAAAUCUAAUAUUAAGGAAGUCUCGAGGUUUUGCUCGCCUGAGGUAGAGUAUCUUAUGAUAAGCUGUAGACCACACUAUUUACCAAGAGAGUUUUCAUCUAUAUUUUUCUAUUUACCACUACAAACUGAUGCUGGCACUAAGACCGCACUCAAUGAGCUAUAUAAGGCCAUAAGCAAACAGGAAGAAAAACUCUAGACCACCUUUACUCCACACACAGAGACGCAUACAAAGCUCUCCAUCGCCCUCAAUUUGGCAAAUCUGACCAUAACUCAACCCUCCAGAUUCCUGCUUACAAGCAAAAACUAAAGCAGGAAACACCAGUGACUCGGUCAAUAAAGAAGUGGUCAGAUGAUGCAGAUGCUAAGCUACAGAACUGUUUUGCUAGCACAGACUGGAAUAUGUUCCGGGAUUCUUCCGAUGGCAUUGAGGAGUACACCACAUCAGUCACUGGCUUCAUCAAUAAGUGCAUCGAUGACGUCGUCCCCACAGUGACUGUACGUACAUACCCCAACCAGAAGCCAUGGAUUACAGGCAACAUCCGCACUGAGCUAAAGGGUAGAGCUUCCGCUUUCAAGGAGCGGGACUCUAACCCGGACGCUUAUAAGAAAUCCCGCUAUGCCCUCCGACGAACCAUCAAACAGACAAAGCAUCAAUACAGGAAUAAGAUUGAAUCGUACUACACCGGCUCUGAAGCUCGACGGAUGUGGCAGGGCUUGCAAACUAUUACAGACUACAAAGGGAACCCCAGCCGCGAGCUGCCCAGUGACACGAGCCUACCAGAUGACCUAAAUUACUUCUAUGCUCGCUUCGAGGCAAGCAACACUGAAGCAUGCUCUCCAUAGCCGAUGUGAGUAAGACCUUUAAACAGGUCAACAUUCACAAGGCUGCAGGGCCAGACGGAUUACCAGGACAUGUACUCUGAGCAUGCGCUGACCAACUGGCAAGUGUCUUCACUGACAUUUUCAACCUGUCCCUGACUGAGUCUGUAAUACCAACAUGUUUCAAGCAGACCACCAUAGUCCCUGUGCCCAAGAACACUAAGGUAACCUGCCUAAAUGACUACCGACCCGUAGCACUCACGUCUGUAGCCAUGAAGUGCUUUGAAAGGCUGGUCAUGGCUCACAUCAACACCAUUAUCACAGAAACCCUAGACCCAUUCCAAUUUGCAUACCGCCCCAACAGAUCCACAUUUGCAAUCUCUAUUGCACUCCACACUGCCCUUUCCCACCUGGACAAAAGGAACACCUACGUCAGAAUGCUAUUCAUUGACUAUAGCUCAGCGUUCAACACCAUAGUGCCCUCAAAGCUCAUCACUAAGCUAAGGUCCCUGGGACUAAACACCUCCCUCUGCAACUGGAUCCUGGACUUCCUGACAGGCCGCCCCCAGGUGGUAAGGGUAGGUAACAACACAUCUGCCACACUGAUCCUCAACACAGGGGCCCCUCAAGGGUGCUUGCUCAGUCCCCUCCUGUACUCCCUGUUCAACCAUGACUGCAUGGCCAGGCACGACUCCAACAUCAUCAUUAAGUUUGCCAACAACGAUGAGACAGCCUAUAGGGAGGAGGUCAGAGACCUGACCGUGUAGUGCCAGGAUAACAACCUCUCGCUCAAUGUGAUCAAGACAAAGGAGAUGAUUGUGGACUACAGGAAAAAGAAGAGGACAGAGCACGCCCCCAUUCUCAUCGACAGGGCUGUAGUGGAGCAGGUUGAGAGCUUCACCAACAAACUAUCAUGGUCCAAACACACCAAGACAGUCGUGAAGAGGGCAUGACAAAGCCUAUUCCCCCUCAGGAGACUGAAAAGAUUUGGCAUGGGUCCUCAGAUCCUCAAAAAGUUAUACAGCUGCACCAUCGAGAGCAUCCUGACUGGUUGCAAUACUGCCUGGUACGGCAACUGCUCGGGCCUCCGACCGCAAGGCACUGCAGAGGGUAGUGCGUACGGCCCAGUACAUCACUGGGGCCAAGCUUCCUGCCAUUCAGGACCUCUAUACCAGGCGGUGUCAGAGGAAUGCCCUACAAAUUGUCAAAGACUCUAGCCACCCUAGUCAUAUACUGUUCUCUCUGCUACCGCACGGCAAGCGGUACCGGAGCGCCAAGUCUAGGUCCAAAAGGCUUCUUAACAGCUUCUACCCCCAAGCCAUAAGACUCCUGAACAUCAAAUCAAAUGGCUACCCGGACUAUUUGCAUUAUCCCCCCCACACACCCUCUUUUACGCUGCUGCUACUCUCUGUUUAUUAGCUAUGCAUUGUCACUUUAACUCUACCUACAUGUACAUAUUACCUCAAUUACAUCGACUAACCUGUGCCCUCGCACAUUGACUCUGUACCGGUACCCCCUGUAUAUAGCCUCGCUACUGUUAUUUUACUGCUGCUAUUUAAUUAUUUUUUUAUUUAUCUUUUUUUUACUUAACACUUAUUUUUCUUAAAACAGCAUUGUUGGUUAAGGGCUUGUAAGUAAGCAUUCCACUGUAAGGUCUACACAUUUUGUAUUCAGCGCAUGUGACAAAUAACAUUUAAUUUGAUUUUGAUUUGACAUGGUUACAACAGCACAAGCUGAAGUUGCUAACAUGUGACAACUCCAGCCAUGCCUCUCCAGUAAGGGUUGAAUCAUGAUCUAGUCCUGAUUCCUUGAUCCCUCCCAGUGUAGCGAUUGUGGGAACAGCCUGUGCCAUUUAGCCUAAGCCUGGGCCUCUUGGCAGAGGUAGUAGCACGCUCACAUGCAGGGAAGCUACUGACUAACACUUUGCUGUGUCUCUGUGUGGCAAUCAAUAUUUGUUUGCUUUUGAACUAAGGCACAUGCACAAGACGAAAGUACAUGCACGCGAUGCAUAAUAACCAUAGUCUUGCAGGUGUUCACAUAAUUUUGCGCAGGUGAUCGAAAUUUCAACGGCAGUACCGGCGCUCUAAAAAGUUGGGUAAAUAAUACUUAAUAAUACCUGUGGAUAUUUUGUCUAAAAUUUCUGCACAUAGAGUAAGUUCAAAUGUAAUUUUAUUCAAUAUUCUGGCUGUAAGGAAACAAGAAUUGGUGUCACGGUCUGAUUUAUUAGGCAACUGAUCUGCAUGCUUUGCCUAAAGGAAAAGUGGACUGGACUGCCUUUUUCAUGAUCUCCAACGAGAGAAGCGGCUUUGGGUCAACCCCUAAAGGCAAGGCGUUGCACAGAUGUGCAGAUCAUUAGGCUAAUGAGUACUCUAGGGUAUUUGUUUGGAAUGCAAGGUGAUAGAUCAGUGAGCACUUUGCUCAAGCCGAUCGAAUGUACAGAUGAGGCAUAACUGAGGCACAGCUUACCCUCCCCCAAUCCUAGUCUUAUAACCAUUUUCCCCAGUGAAUGUAAGUUCCAAAUGUCCUGACUCUCAGCUGACAUUGCAAGGCCACUUGUCAGCAGGUCCAACUCCCCCACAUACAGGUCUGGGAAGAAUGUGUAGGGCAGGGAUCAUCAACUAUAUUGAACAAAAAUAUAAACGCAACAUGUAAAGUGUUGGUCCCAUGUUUCAUGAGUUGAAAUAAAAGAUCACAGAAAUGUUCCAUAUGCACAAAAUGCUUAUUUCUCUAAAGUUUUGUGCACAAAUUAGUUUACAUCCCUGUUAGUGAGCAUUUCUCCUUUGCCAAGAUACUCCAUACACCUGACAGGUGUGGCAUACCAAAAAGCUGAUUAAACAGCAUGAUCAUUACACAGGUGCACCUUGUGCUGGGGACAAUAAAAGGUCACUCUAAAAUGUGCAGAUUUGUCACACAACACAAUGCCACAGAUGUCUCAACCUCCAGUUGCGUACCCCCUCUAGCACCAGGGUCAGCGCACUCUCAAAUGUAGUUUUUUGCCAUCAUCGUAAGCCUGCCACAAACACAUUAUACGAUACAUUUAUUAAACAUAAGAAUGAGUGUGAGUUUUUGUCACAACCCAGCUCGUGGGAAGUGACAAAGAGCUCUUAUAGGACCAGGGCACAAAUAAUAAUAUAAUAAUAAUAAUCAUCAUCAUCAUCAUCAUCAAUAAUUUUGCUCUUUAUUUAGCCAUCUUACAUAUAAAACCUUAUGUGUUCAACAAAACUUGUGAAUAACUUACCACAGGUUAAUGAGAAGGGUGUGCUUGAAAGGAUGCACAUAAUUCUGCAAUGUUGGGUUGUAUUGGAGAGAGUCUCAGUCUUAAAUCAUUUCCCACACACAGUCUGUGCCUGUAUUUAGUUUUCAUGCUAGCGAGGGCCGAGAAUCCAGUCUCACAUAGGUACGUGGUUGCAAAGGGCAUCAGUGUCUUAACAGUGCGAUUUGCCAAGGCAGAAUACUCUGAGCGCAGCCCUAUCCAGAAAUCUGGCAGUGGCUUCUGAUUAAAUUCAAUUUUCACAGAACCGCUUGUUGCAAUUUCGAUGAGGCUCUCUGGUUCAGAUAUCGGUAAGUGGACUGGAGGCAGGGCAUGAAAGGGAUAACGAAUCUAGUUGUUUGUGUCGUCCGUUUCGGGAAAGUACCUGCGUAAUUGCGCACCAAGCUCACUCAGGUGCUUCGCUAUAUCACAUUUGACAUUGUCCGUAAGCUUGAGUUAAUUUGCGCACAAAAAAUAAUACAAUGAUGGAAAGACCUGUGUGUUGUCCUUGUUAAUGCAGACAGAGAAGAGCUCCAACUUCUUAAUCAUAGCCUCAAUUUUGUCCCACACAUUGAAUACAGUUACGGAGAGUGCCUGUAAUCCUAGAUUCAGAUCAUUCAGGCGAGAAAAAACAUCACCCAAAUAGGCCAGUCGUGUGAGAAACUUGUCAUCAUGCAAGCGGUCAGACAAGUGAAAAUUAUGGUCAGUAAAGAAAACUUUAAGCUUGUCUCUCAAUUCAAAAAAACGUGUCAAUACUUUGCCCCUUGAUAACCAGCACACUUCUGUAUGUUGUAAAAGCGUAACAUGGUCACUGCCUAUGUCAUUGCGUAAUGCAGAAAAUACACAAGAGUUCAGGGGCCUUGCUUUAACAAAGUAAACGGUUUUCACUGUAGUGUCCAAAACAUCUUUCAAGCUGUCUGGCAUUCCCUUGGCAGCAAGAGCCUCUCUGUGGAUGCUGCAGUGUACCCAAGUGGCGUCGGGAGCAACUGCUUGCACGUGCGUUACCACUCCACUAUGUCUCCAUGUCAUGGCUUUUGCGCCAUCAGUACAGAUACCAACACAUCUUGACCACCAAAGUCCAUUUGAUGUCACAAAGCACAAACUGUCAGAAACCGUCUCAGGAAAGCUCAUCUGCGUGCUCGUCGUCCUCACCAGGGUCUUGACCUGACUGCAGUUCGGUGUCAUAAGCAACUUCAGUGGUCAAAUUCUCACCUUCGAUGGCCACUGGCAGACUGGAGAAGUGCGUUCUUCACGGAUGAAUCCUGGUUUGAACUGUACCAGGCAGAUGGCAGUAUGGCGUCGUGUGGGCGAGCGGUUUGCUGAUGUCAACGUUGUGAACAUGGUGGGGUUAUGGUAUGGGCAGGCAUAAGCUACGGACAACGAACACAAUUGCAUUUUAUUGAUGGUAAUUUGAAUGCACAGAGAUACUGUGAUGAGAUCCUGAGGCCCAUUGUCAUGCCAUUCAUCCGCCGCCAUCACCUCAUGUUUUGCAAAGAUCUGUACACAAUUCCUGGAAGCUGAGUGUUCCAGUUCCCACCAAUAUCCAGCAACUUCGCACAACUAUUGAAGAGGAGUGGGACAACAUUCCACAGGCCACAAUCAGCCGCCUGAUCAACUCUAUGCGAAGGAGAUGUGUCGCGCUGCAUGAGGCAAAUGGUGGUCACACCAGAUAUUGACAGGUUUUCUGAUCCAUGCCCCUAGCUUUAAAAAAAUAAAAAGGAAAUGUGACCAAUAGAUGCAUAUCUGUAUUCCUAGUUAUGUGAAAUCCAUAGAUUAAGGCCUAAUUAAUUUAUUUCAAUUGACUGAUAUCCUUAUAUAACUGUAACUCAGUAAAAUCUUUAAAAUUGUUGCAUGUUGCGUUUUUUAUAUAUUUUUUCUUAAGCAGAUGGUCGGGGUGCCGGAACAUAAUUAAAAAAUAAUUUGUAGACUGCAAAUUGACCGCAAGAAUCCCAAUCAGAUAAAAUAUUUGACUACAGCAUAAUCAUUUCAAACCUUGCUUAUACAAUCAUGUCUCUCUGUUAUGCAUGGGAAUACUUGGGAACAGAUUUCCAUAAUUAAAAUCACUUGGAGCAGAUUUCCAGGUGUUUUUAAAGUAUGUUAUGUCCAACAAUGAAAAUUCAACAACGACAAAAACUUGGGGGGGCCAAAUAAAACCACCCUUGGCAGUUGGGGAACCCUGGUGUCCGGCCUAGUCUUAUGCAACAGCAAGGAGCAUUUUUUUCUCUUGCCCUGGAUUUACGAGUUCCUGGGUGUGGGAGAUGGGCAUGAUGUCCGAUUAACAUUUGCUGAGGGCUUUCCAAACGGAGGAAUGACUGGUUUUGCCUCUCAGUACUAGUAGGUCUCGUGAGCUCAGAUUUCUGCCCUGUGCUGUCACUUUUAGCACUGUCAUUUCCUGUGUCUUCAACUGGAAAUGAACAUGUUAGGUUUUACUGAAGAAGUGGAACUUAGGGGCAUUCAUUAUGAGCUACUUAUGAGGCUAAGGUAUAUUUUUAGUGUGAACAUUUUAUUCAAGAGAAGAUAAGCAAAGGUAAGAUAAAAUAUAAAUAAACAACACAAUCAAACUUUUAAUUUGUUCACUCAAUGGUGUGGAGGAAGAGGAUUAUGUUAACAUUGACCUAGAUGACACACACUAUAAUAAACUUACCAGAAUAGUCUAGUUCAUCUUUGCGUUAGCCCUGAAACUAGGCAGCAUGAUCCAGAUGUUUAGGAUUCUUGUGCUAUGUCAAUUGAAUAGUUACUUGAAGCCAGGAGAACCCUAGUUUAGGCUAGGAACCUCCCUCCUACACAGCAGUUAACUGACUACAGUAGUACUUAUACUCUUCACUCCCUGUUUAGCAUAAAUACUACACUCACAAAAAAACAAAAACCAUUAUAAUAAUUAUUACUACCAUACUCCACUAUUUAAAUCUAUUUAUUCCUACUUCAGGCCAACAGCCUGAAGGGAUGGGACACCACCACUUAACACACCCUGUAACUCUUCUGAUGUCAAGUCUUGCACACCCAAAUACCUCUGCAGCUGCCACCACAACCUCUAUUUUCUGCGACUUAUGUUCCACCCCUGCAGUACAGUUGAUAACAAUUGCUAUAAAUGCCAAAAAUCCAAUCUUACUGAAACAUAUAUCACUUGUUAGUUUAUCCCUCUGUACUGGUACAUCUCUACUACUCACACCAUUCCUCUCAGGAUCCCUCCCCCUUGACCCAUCUUCCUCUACUUUCUUCACUGCCUCAGCAUAUGACAACUUCUGCACUACUCUAACCCUGGAAACCUCAACCUGCCUCUCUCGCACCGGACAUUUCGGAUCCCCAGCCCCAUGGGCUCCCCUACAAUUAACACAUACAACUACUUUCCCCAAUGCUACACAUUCCUUUGUCUCGUGCCCUUCUGCACACUUCUCACACCUAGGAACCUCCCUUCUACACACUGCUGCCACAUGCCCAUACGCUUGACACCUGUAACAACGUAAUGUAUUCGGCACAAAAGCUCGUACCGGAUAACUUAUAUAUCCUAACAUCACUUUGUCGGGCAAAACUCAAAAGAACAGACUAUGACUCUUCUGUUUCUCCACUCACGCCACCCUGUCUGCGUUGCACCAAACGACGAGCAUCACAAACACCGGGAAUCUUCCCCUUCAGUUGGUCAGCUUUCACAUUUACCGCUACCCCAGUAAUCACGCCUUUCAAUGGCACCCUUUUCUUGAGAGCAAAACAGUUCACAUUUCUUUCCCCCAUUCGUUUAACAUGGAGCGCCUGCUCCCUCUGACCAGCAGAAACACAAACAAUUAUCACUAGACCACUUCUGGUUACCCUCACCGAUUUCACAGCACCCAACUCUGUUUUCACCCAUCCUGAAACCACAAAUUGAUCAGCCAAAAGGCAAGGGUCCACUUUUUCCAAAAACUUCACUCCUACUGUCACAGACUCAUCUUUAUACUGACCCUCGGUACAAACCUCACUCUGUUUACACUUUCUACCAUUCUUCAUUAACAAACCAUCUCCCCUUUUCCCACCAUUUUUAACUGAAUCAAGUUCACCCUCUUCCUCCCUCUCUCUCUUAGACCUCCUCUGCCUCUCUUUUUACCUCCAUUCGUCCUCCGUAUUCCAAGUAUAACUCUCCUUAUGAUAGUACUGCACUUCUCCUGACAGACAUCUAGUUCUUGCCUUGUCUAGGGACCACAUUUCUCCUCCUACUCUUCCAAUUUCCCCAACGUCCAAUAGGAUACAUUGUAUUGAUUUCUUCAUUAUGUAGACCCUCAAACACUGAAGUCAGACAUGUUUGUUUUCAUGUGACGCACAUCAAUAUGGCCCAAUCAAUCCAUCGUCCAACAGGAUACAUUUGUAAGAAUGUUUUUAUUAUAACUUUAGCCUAAACAAUGCAUGCAUUUAUUAUGACUGCUUAUUCACAUAUGUACAGCAUGUCCAAUUAAUUGCAAGUUUAAUGCAUUGGUACAAUUUAGAUUAGGCUAGGAAAACAUUCAACAUUCUUUGGUUUGUAUUUCAAAUGAACAAGGGAAAUACAGUAUGUGUAGGCCUACAUGUUAUUAUUAGUGGGUAGGCCAUUAUGAAUGGUAGCGGAACUAGAGAAGCGGAACUGGACAGACAAGCAUUGCUACGUAGACAGGUAAACACAGGUGCGCCUUUUGACACGCGACGCAAAAUAGCAUUGUCAACCACUCUAAUCACAGUUUCGGAAAUACUUAUGACCAGAUAAUAAAGGUAAGUACUACUUUUGUUGAUAUUUCAAAUAAAUAGAAAGCCAACAUCUGUGAUGAUAUUUAUAUCGUAACUAAAACAGGUUACUAAUACGUGUGUAUACCCGGAAGCCAAAAUAGCUUCAACGUUACCAAAAUGUUUGUUAAUAAAUUAUUUAUUUUGAUAGGUUAUUCGAGUCGAUAAAAUUAGUUUUAUCUCACCUCGACCGCACUUAUGGUGAUCUAUUCAGAAGGGUCUCGGUUUCAUCGUUUAUUGGUCGUAGCUGCUAAAGUGAGAGAGAGGGGUUGUCUUUCCAAGGGAAUAAUAUAUAUGUUGUCGGAUUACUUUUUUAUGGUGUAUAAACUGGUAAUGAUAAUAUCUAGGCUAGUGUUGGCUUAUCAAAUAUCAUAUUUUCGCGGUGUAUGGACCUUAACAUUGUGCAGGCAAGCAGUUAGCCUAUAAUUAGUGAAAUAUAUAUACUGCUACUUUAACUGUAUAGUUUAUUAACCGAAUAUUUGUCCCAAAAAAAUGUCAAAUGUUCUAUAACCUGAAUAAGUAUUUUAACCCCUUGGUCUUCCUUGUUUUAUUACAGAAGCUUUAUCUUGGAAAAUGGAUGAGAGAUUGUUAACUUGUAGAACCAAAGAGAGAAACACUACUGAAUUUGAAACUAGGCAUGGAACACCCUCAUAUUUAUUUCAGUAUCUAGGCCACAUCAAUCAUAUGCCCACCCGGGUCAAUUAAUGUGUAAAUGAAUGAUUACACGAUAUAUGAGGAUUUUUCUAUUAAUUAAUUAAAUUUACAUUCACUUACUUGAGCCGAUUGAAUAAAAAAUGGAAUGGACCCCAACACUGAUUCCCAAUUGGUUCAUUCAUUCAUACUGCUUAGUGUAAUACAUUUGCCUUUUUUUCAUGUGAGCUGUGUGUGCCAUCGGUGACUUUUACAGCUAAUGUGUGCCCUGUUAAUGUUAACAUAAUGGGUGUGUACAUGCAGCGCAGUGUUAUGUUGUGUUUGCAGUGGCAUCACUGUGUUGACUGUGUCUGUUGACUAACCUCAAGCCUGUUCCACAGGGAGUCCGGCAGAGGAGGAGCCACCGGGAGGGCUCUGCUCCCCUAGUCCAAAGAGCGAACCCCACCGCAAACCUGAAACACACAUGGUAGGAGCCUUUAGCUCAUCAAUUAAACAGCAGUUAACUGACUACAGUAGUACCUAUAUUCUUCGCUCCCUGUUUAGCAUAAAGCUACUAGUACAACCCACACCAAUAAAUCAGACUAUUUUUUUUAUAUUUCAUUUGGUGCUGCAAGCUGAACAAUGGGUUCCAUUUCAACUUGUCUGCCAUGCAAAAUGACACCUGGAAAUCAUCAAUGUACUGCUUUUGAAUGAAUGAUAUCUACUCCGAUUGCUCUCUCUGUCGGUGUGUCAGGAUGUCCAGGGGUUCAGAUGGGUGCGCUGGCGUGUCUGGCUGUGUCACAUUGGGUCCGUGUUGUCUCUGGGUCUGCUGCUGGUGCUGUUUCGCUGGCGCCCUCGUCUAGGGGUCCUCGCUCGCUGCAACUCCUGUCCACUGGCCUACGCCAAUAUUCUGCUUCUGAGGGUAAUGUCAUUAUCAUAAUUCAUGAUUCAGUGUUUUUGGGUAGUUUGAGAAGCAGCACUUGGGUUAAUGGUUUUGUUCUUGAUCUUCUCUCAGGACAGUUUCGGCCAGCAGUAUGUCGUGGAGGUCCUCACAGAAGAGCUGGAGGAGGGCAGGUUAGAUACACGUCUUUAUCAUCAGACCAUCAACAACUGGCCUAACCAGCUAACUGUUGUAUGUUGACAUAAAAUAUUUCCCAUAUUAUUAGCCAUAAUAGAAUUGCUCUGUCAAUGCUACCAUAAAAAAAAGACUGUCAUUUUCAAAUGUUCAGUGUUUGGAUAUUGGCCAGCUGGAAGGCACUGACUCCUGUACAGUUAUGUAGUUGAAUCUGUUGCUCAGUAACAACUCAAGUUGGUCGUCCUGACUUCUGAUGUAUUGUUUCUCCUUGUGCUCUCUGUAGUUUGGAGCCGGCAGGGAGUGAGGCGGAGGACAGUUCAGACUGGAGAGAUACUGUUCAGCUACACAAAGAGGAGGUAAGGAAGGAAGGGGUAGUAAAGUUGUAUGAAUAAAGUUGAAUUUAAUUACGUUUUAUUGAAGGGGCAGUGACAGAGGCAAGGGCUAGAGAAGUCUGCAGCUUUUAUGCAUCCUGAAUUACUUUCAGGUGCCGCUGCUGCGUUACUACCUGUUUGAGGGGCUGCGCUACGUAUGGAUGGCCAGGAAGGGAGCCUUCUGUCGUGUUAGGUACUGUAUGGGGGUGAUAACAUAGAGGUGUGGGCUAUCGGGUUGGACUGGAGUCAGUGGCAUUGAUACAUAUAAAAUAAACAUGUAAAUGUACAUUUUACAACAUAAAAUGUUGAUGUAACGACAGUUGCCUCUUCCUCCACAGUGUCCUCAAUGAGGACUGGACAUGUGCCGACCUUUAUCAUUUCCGGGAGGGCCUGAGUCGCCUGGAGCAGGACACCAGGUACAUAUGAUGGGAUCACAUACCCUUUCCUCAAGGGUCCGCUCUCGGACCUAGCUCUUUUUUAAGGCUUACCUCAAACACUUGACAUUUGCUGAUCCCAAAUGCUUGACUAACCUGCACCACCGACAGUUGAAUCUGGAGGUAAAGACAAGAUUCACACAUACUUUCAUUUCCACACACUUCACUCCCUCCCCCUCUGCCACCUCAUCCAGUGUCUGACUCCAGUUCUCUCUCCAUCUUUCAGGAGGAAGGUCUACGGGACCAAUCUCAUCGAUGUGCCUGUGAAGUCCUUCAUGCGACUACUGGUUGAGGAGGUGAUUGGCUUGAACAACGAUUUACAUUUUCUCAUUGAUUUACAUAUACAGGACUAGAUUUACUGACCAUUUGCAGUGGUGCACUUGUUUAUAUUCAUAAGGGAAAUAUACAUUCACAAAAGCCGAAUCAUGAAACUUCGGUUUAAGGUCUCAUUGUUCCACGUAAAUGUUCGAUCUACCAACAGUUACAGACAAUAAUACAAGUGUAAGGCCUGCUCACUCUGUACCCCUCUCUCUCUUUCUCCAUCCAUGCCUCUAUUCUCCCUCCCUCCAUCUCUGCAGGUGCUCAACCCAUUCUACAUGUUCCAGGUGUUCAGCAUUGCUUUGUGGCUGACAGAUAAAUACUACUACUAUGCUGCUUGCAUUGUCAUCAUCUCCCUCAUCUCCAUCUGUGUGUCUCUCUACGAGAUCCGCAAGGUGAGUGACACCAGAAGGAGCCUCCCAUGUCCUCUGUGCUCCCAUGAAAGCUUUCAGAUACAUUUACAAAUAGGUAUUUUUGAGAUCGUUAUGGUUCUGAUAUCGUGGGUGAUACAUUAUGGAACACACCUUUUUAUAUUCCUAUUUUCUUAGUACCUGUUAUAGGGCAGACUAUCAUCUAGCUGUCUACAUGUUCACCACUGAAUUGUUGGUUCUGUGAUUCCACAGCAAAGCAACACGAUCCGUAGCAUGGCUCAGCUGAUAACCAAUGUUACCGUGCGCAGAAGCUCCGGGGGUGAGUUUUCCCUCCAUUGUUGUCUUCCAUAGCCAGCAUACACAUAUUUAGCAGAUGUUAUCGCGGGUGUGGCGAAAUGCUUUUGUUCCUAGCUCCAACAGUUCAGUAACUCUUGACAAUAGAAAACAAUACACGCAAAUCAAAAUAUUUAAAUAAAGGAAUUAUGAAAUAUAUAAAUGUUAGAACGAGAGUCAGUCGUAUGUGUAGUAGAGCAGUGGUCACCAACCCUGGUUCUCGGAGAGCUACAGGGUGUGCACAGUCACACUUUGGGUUCAAGCCCACUACUAACACACCGGAUUCCCCUAUUCAAGGUGUUGAUGAUUUGCACACAUACACACUCGUCCACCCCAUUAAAUACAUUUGACUCUGGAAAGACCUGUGUGUUAGUGCUUGGCUGGAACAAAAGUCUGCUGUAGUAGGAGCAGAUUAACACAUUGAUGCCCUGGCGCUGUCUUUCAGAGGAGGACAGUUUGAGCUCGGUGGAGCUGGUCCCGGGGGACUGUGUGCUGAUCCCUCAGGAGGGGCUGCUGCUGCCCUGCGACGCUGCUCUGCUGGCCGGGGAGUGCAUGGUCAACGAGAGCAUGCUCACCGGUGAGGCCAAACAGAACUCUAUCACAAAUGACUUCAGUCAUGAAGUAACAGAAACAGUGACCCCAAACUUUUCCUCAAAAACUACACUGAGGUCUGGCUGAAAUUUGCGUUAAGUUGAAACUUUCUCAACUCUCAUCACAAAAUGUCUAGUUGAACUUGCCAAUGGUCAACUCAUUGAAUAUCUCCUACAUUGACAGUUACUGAUUUUCAAUCCUUUUGAAGCUCUAAGUAGUGAGCAAUGUGAAUCCACUGUAACAGUCACCUGGCCCUCUGUCCACCCAUACUGCCUCUAGGCGAGAGUGUCCCUGUGAUGAAGACCCCACUGCCGGCUGCUGGGGGGCGUUACAGCUCUGAGACCCAGCGCAGACACACCCUCUUCUGCGGCACGCAGUGCAUCCAGGCCAAAGGGGGCCGGCCAGGAGUGGGAGGGGCCAUUGCCGUGGUCACAAGCACAGGUGAGACAGAUACCUUUACACUACCGAUAUGAAAGGUCAAACAACAGACAAAAAUAUAGAUCAUGCAUGUAUGUAUGUGUGUAUAUACACUACCGGUCAAAAGUUUUAGAACACCUACUCAUUAAAGUGUUUUUCUUUUAUUUUUUACUAUGUUCUACAUUGUAGAAUAAUAGUGAAGAGAUCAAAACUAUGAAAUAGCACAUAUGGAAUCAUGUAGUAACCAAAAAAGUGUUAAACAAAUCAAAAUAUAUUUUAUGUUUGAGGUUCUUCAAAUAGCCACCCUUUGCCUUGAUGACGGCUUUGCCCACUCUUGGCAUUCUCUCAACCAGCUUCAUGAGGUAGUCACCUGGAAUGCAUUUCAAAUAACAGGUGUGCCUUCUUAAAAGUUAAUUUGUGGAAUUUAUUUCCUUCUUAAUGCGUUUGAGCCAAUAAGUUGUGUUGUGACAAGGUAGGGGGGGUAUACAGAAGAUAGCCCUAUUUGGUAAAAUACCAAGUCCAUAUUAUGACAAGAACUGCUCAAAUAAGCAAAGAGAAACGACAGUCCAUCAUUACUUUAAGACAUGAAGGUCAGUCAAUACAGAAAAUUUCAAGAACUUUGAACGUUUCUUCAAGUGCAGUCACAAAAACCAUCAAGCGCUAUGAUGAAACUGCUUCUCCUGAGGACCGCCACAGGAAUGGAAGACCCAGAGUUACCUCUCUGCAGAGGAUAAGUUCAUUAGAGUUACCAGCCUCAGAAAUUGCAGCCCAAAUAAAUGUAACAGACACAUCUCAACAGCAACUGUUCAGAGGAGACUGUGUGAAUUAGGUCUUCAUGGUCGAAUUGCUGCAAAGGAACCACUACUAAAGGACACCAAUAAGAAGAAGAGACUUGCUUGGGCCAAGAAACACGAGUAAUGGACAUUAGACCGGUAAAAUGUGUCCUUUGGUCUGGAGUCCAAAUUGGAGAUUUUUGGUUCCAACUGCCGUGUCUUUGUGAGACGCGGUGUGGGUGAACGGAUGAUCUCCGCAUGUGUAUUUCCCACUGUAAAGCAUGGAGGAGUAGGUGUUAUGGUGUGGGGGUGCUUUGCUGGUGACACUGUCUGUGAUUUAUUUAGAAUUCAAGGCACACUUAACCAGCAUGGCUACCACAGCAUUCUGCAGCGAGACGCCAUCCCAUCUGGUUUGGGCUUAGUGGGACUAUCAUUUGUUUUUCAACAGGACAAUGACCCAACACACCUCCAGGCUGUGUAAGGGCUAUUUUACCAAGAAGGAGAGUGAUGGAGUGCUGCAUCAGAUGACCUGGCCUCCACAAUGCCCCGACCUCAACCAAAUUGAGAUAGGUUUGGGAUGAGUCGGACCGCAGAGUGAAGGAAAAGCAGCCAACAAGUGUUCAGCAUAUGUGGGAACUCCUUCAAGACUGUUGGAAAAGCAUUCCAGGUGAAGCUGGUUGAGAGAAUGUCAAGAGUGUGCAAAGCUGUCAUCAAGGCAAAGGGUGGCUAUUUGAAGAAUCUCAAAUAUAAAAUAUAUUUAAAUUUGUUUAACACUUUUUGGGUUACUACAUGAUUCCAUAUGUAUUAUUUCAUAGUUUUGAUAUCUUCACUAUUAUUCUACAGUUGCAAACCGUAGUCUGUCUUUUUUAUGGCGGUUUUGGAGCAGUGGCUUCUUCCUUGCUGAGCAGCCUUUCAGGUUAUGUCGAUAUAGGACUAGUUUUACUGUGGAUAUAGAUACUUUUGUACCUGUUUCCUCCAGCAUCUUCACAAGGUCCUUUGCUGUUGUUCUGGGAUUGAUUUGCACCAAAGUACUUUAAUCUCUAGGAGACAGAACGUGUCUCCUUCCUGAGUGGUAUGACGGCUGUGUGGUCCCAUGGUGUUUAUACUUGCGUACUAUUGUAUGUACAGAUGAACGUGGUACCUUCAGGCGUUUGGAAAUUACUCCCAAGGAUGAACCAGACUUGUGGAGGUCUACAAUUUUUUUUCUGAGGUCUUGGCUGAUUUCUUUAGAUUUUCCCAUGAUGACCAUCGUUAUGUUUUGGAGGAAAAAGGGGUUGCUUGCAAGCCGAAGAACACCAUCCCAACCGUGAAGCAUGGGGGUGACAGCAUCAUGCUGUGGGGAUGCUUUGCUGCAGGAGGGACUGGUGCACUUCACAAAAUAGAUGGCAUCAUGAGGAAGGAAAAUUAUGUGGAUAUAUUGAAGCAACAUCUCAAGAUAUCAGUCAGGAAGGUAAAGCUUGGUCGCAAAUGGUCUUCCAAAUGGACAAUGUUCCAAAGUUGUGGCAAAAUGGCUUAACGACAACAAAGUCAAGGUAUUGGAGUGUCCAUCACAAAGCCCUGACCUCAAUCCUAUAGAACAUUUGUGGGCAGAACUGAAAAAGCGUCUGCGAGCAAGGAGGCCUGCAAAUCUGACUCGGGUACACCAGGAUGUGAUGAAAUGUGAUGAAAGAAAUAAAAGCUGAAAUGAAUCAUUCUCUCUACUAUUAUUCUGACAUUUCACAUUCUUAAAAUAAAGUGGUGAUCCUAACUGACCUAAGACAGGGAAUUUUUACUAGGAUUAAAUGUCAGGAAUUGUGACAAACUGAGUUUAAAUGUAUUUGGCUAAGGUGUAUGUAAACUUCCAACUUCAACUGUAUGUAUGUAUGUAUGUAUAUAUGUAUGUGUGUGUGUAUAUACACACAAAAUACACACAUACUUUCUUAUGCAUGUACACUACCGUUCAAAAGUUUGGGGUCACUUAGAAAUGUCCUUGUUUUCCAUGAAAACAUACAUGAAAUGAGUUUGAAUAGGAAAUAUAGCAAAAUGAAUAGGAAAUGUAGUCAUUGACAAGGUUAGAAAUAAUGAUUUUUAAUUGAAAUAAUAAUUGUGUCCUUCAAACUUUGCUUUCGUCAAAGAAUCCUCCAUUUGCAGCAAUUACAGCCUUGCAGACCUGUGGCAUUGUAGUUGUCCUGAAGCACCUCCCACAAGUUGGAUUUGCUUGAUGGGCACUUCUUAUGUACCAUACGGUCAAGCUGCUCCCACAACAGCUCAAUAGGGUUGAGAUCCGGUGACUGUGCUGGGCACUCCAUUAUAGACAGAAUACCAGCUGACUGCUUCUUCCCUAAAUAGUUCUUGCAUAGUUUGGAGCUGUGCUUUGGGUCAUUGUCCUGUUUUAGGAGGAAAUUGGCUCCAAUCAAGCGCCGUCCACAGGGUAUGGCAUGGUGUUGCUAAAUGGAGUGAUAGCCUUUCUUCUUCAAGAUCCCUUUUACCCUGUACAAAUCUCCCACUUUACCACCACCAAAGCACCCCCAGACCAUCACAUUGCCUCCACCAUGCUUGACAGAUGGCAUCAAGCACUUCUCCAGCAUCUUUUCAUUUGGUCUGCGUCUCACAAAUGUUCUUCUUUGUGAUCCGAACGCCUCAAACUUCGAUUCGUCUGUCCAUAACACUUUUUUCCAAUCUUCCUCUGUCCAGUGUCUGUGUUCUGUUGCCCAUCUAAAUAUUUUCUUUUAAUUGGCCAGUCUGAGAUAUGGCUUUUUCUUUGCAACUCUGCCUAGAAGGUCAGCAUCCCGGACUCGCCUCUUCACUGUUGACGUUGAGACUGGUGUUUUGCGGGUACUAUUUAAUGAAGCUGCCAGUUGAGGACCUGUGAGGCGACUGUUUCUCAAACUAGACUCUAACGUAUUUGAUCAGUUGUGCACCGGGGCCUCCCACUCCUCUUUCUUUUCUGGUUAGAGCCAGUUUGCGCUGUUCUGUGAAGGGAGUAGUACACAGCGUUGCACAAGAUCUUCAGUUUCUUGGCAAUUUCUCGCAUGGAAUAGCCUUCAUUUCUCAGAACAAUAAUAGACUGACGAGUUUCAGAAGGAAGUUAUUUGUUUCUGGCCAUUUUGAGCCUGUAAUCAAACCCACAAUUGCUGAUGCUCCAGAUACUCAACUAGUCUCAAGAAGGCCAGUUUUAUUGCUGCUUUAAUCAGCACAACAGUUUUCAGCUGUGCUAACAUAAUUGAAAAAUGGUUUUCUAAUGAUCAAUUAGCCUUUUUAAAAUGAUAAACUUGGAUUAGCAAACACAACGUGCCAUUGGAACACAGGACUGAUGGUUGCUGAUAAUGGGCCUCUGUACGCCUAUGUAGAUAUUCCAUUAAAAAUCAGCCGUUUCCAGCAACAAUAGCCAUUUACAACAUUAACAAUGUCUACACUGUAUUUCUGAUCAAUUUCAUAUUAUUUUAAUGGACAAAAAAAUAUAUAUAUUUCGAAAACAAGGACAUUUCUAAGUGACCCCAAACUUUUGAACGGUGGUGUACAUAAUUAGACCUCAUCAUAUUACAUUAUAAAAGGACUGUGUUUGUCCUCCACUCAUAAUAUUGUUGGUUUGUGUCCCUCAGGGUUCUUCACAGCCAAGGGAGACCUGGUCAGCUCCAUCCUCUACCCUCAACCCAUCAACUUCCGCUUCUACCGAGACGCUAUUAAGUUCCUGCUCUUCCUGGGGGUUGUAGGUAAGCUCCGACACACAGUAGAGUUGCACAUCGUAAAAUAACUCACUUUUCAAUUAUUUUAAAUGGGUGCUAGACAAGUUGAGAAGUAUAAAAGUAUUACCAAGCAGCCCCUUAUAGCAAUUAGCCCCUUAUACUGUGUUAACAUAUAAUUUCAGCAUUAACCAAUAUUUAAUUGUGUUUCAGCAUUGUGUGGCACAGUAUACAGCAUUGUGAUCCUAAGCAGAACCAACGUAAGUAUUUGCAAUACCAACCUUAUUAAUACCAUGAGUUCAUUUUCACCCUAAUUGAUUAGAUAAACAAACAACAAUUGGGUGAUCUUGGAGCUGGACAAAAAUAUUUGACCCUCUGAGGAUUAUUAGGUUAUUCCAUAUAGGAUUUCUUAAUUAGAUGUAAUUGUGUCUCUAGACCACGUGGUGGGAGCUGGUGAUUCGGUCUCUGGACAUUGUGACCAUCGUGGUGCCCCCUGCCCUCCCUGCUGCCAUCACCACUGGCACCAUCUACGCCCAGGGUCGUCUGAAGAGAGAAGGGGUCUUCUGCAUAAGCCCCCCGCGCAUCAACAUCUCUGGGAAGGUCUCGCUCUUUUGCUUUGACAAGGUGAGGCCCCAAACCAGUAGGCCCUAGUGUGUGUGUGUGUGUGUGUGUGUGUGUGUGUGUGUUUUGGGGUGGAGGCAGCUAGGAGGACUGACAGCUGUAGAAAUUAUCUCUUGGUCGUGUUCUGUAGGCACACAACAGGAGAAAACAUUUUGAAACGGAGCUACUACCUGAGUUUUUCUUUUUCGUUGCAAAACGCUCUGCUACGUUACGCUCUACUGAACACAACCCUGGUGAACUAUUUUGAACCAGGAAGUGUGUGUCUACUCUCUAUUCUUCUGUAUAAAGACAGGCACUCUGACUGAGGAGGGGCUGGACGUGUGGGGGGUGAUGGAGGGUAGUGGAGCUGGGUUCUCUGAGCUGGUCCCUUACCCACACCUCCUGCCCCAGGGGCCCAUGCUCUCUGCCAUGGCCUGCUGCCACUCUGUGGCCUUGCUGGGGGGACAACCCCUGGGAGACCCUCUGGAGCUCAAGAUGAUCGAGUCCACCGGCUGGGUAAGACUGAGAAACCAAGGACCAGAUUUAUGGAGUGUUUGUAUUAGGUGCAAAGUCAUUUCUUCUUCAAUAGGGGCUGAAUAUUUCACCUGUGUGACUGACUGUUUUCCUGCCAGGAGCUGGAGGAGCCUGCAGGAGAUGACAAAACGUUAGACUCAGAGUUCGGAGGUCACAGGGUCCUGGCAGUGAUGCGACCCCCUUCCUGUCCACUCCAAUCUGAGAGUGUAGUGAGUAUCCCAUGUGGUGAUGCCCCCUGAGGUGUUCACAGAUCUGAAAGAGUUGAAUAAGUGAAUUCAAUGCGGUGGAAGAAGCUCUUAGCUUAUUGGUGGGCCAGAUCUGUGGACACCUAAGGGGUUAGCACUAUGAAAAAGUCUGUAUUAUCUAGGCCUAGGGCUAUGUGGGCCUGUUUCCUUAGUGACCUAGCCUUCCCCAUCUACUGACAAGGUUCUUUGUUCUUGGGUUCCUCUCAGAGAUCAUAGGAUCUCUGCAAUGUUUGUGUCAUUGGGAACACUUGAUGAGUUGAUUAUUUGAAUCAGCUGUGUAGUGCUAGGGCAAAAAACUAAAUGUGCACCUCUUGGGGUCGCCAGGACUGUGUUUGGGAAAUGCUGACCUACAGUAGAUAGUGGUUUGUGUCAGGAGUGUUGAGGCCGUUGUCGUAAACUGACUUCCAGUUAUCAUGACUGUUUAUGACGUCUGUGGCAUCGUUUUAACACCAUUAUGAAGGCCUUAUGAUGAAGGAUUCAAGCCAGGAAGUUUAACCAUGGUUUUCUUCUCUCCUCUCCUGUCCCAUUAGUCCAACCGUGAGGCGGUGGCCCUCGUGCAGCGUUUCCCUUUCUCCUCGUCCCUCCAGCGGAUGAGUGUGGUGACGGUGGCCCCCGGGGGACAGCCUUCCCUCGCCUUUAUCAAAGGGGCCCCAGAGAUGGUGGCCAGCCUCUGCCUGAGAGAAAGCGGUAUAGAAGAAAGAGGGAGACAGAGUGGAGAGAUGGAGAGCGCUAUGAAAUUAUAGAUAAUUCACAGAAAUAAUAAAUUGCCAUAAGAUUAGCAUUGGCACUGGUUCAACUUAAUUUUGUGAGGUGAUGUAAUUGUGUUUUAAGUCUGUAUUGUUUUGGUUAUUGUUUAGUUCUACUGUCUGUCUUUUAACACGUGUCUUGCAGUGCCUGCACAAUUCUCAAACACCCUACGUACUUUCGCAAGUGACGGCUUCAGGGUGCUAGCUCUCGGCUACAAAACUCUGGAUGGGCAGACUGACUUGAGCACCACUGAACGGUAAGACAUUUUUAUGAAGAACUUCAAAUGCGGUUAUGUCCCUUCUAGCUCCUAGCUACUACCCAAGUCCUCAAUGACUUCUUCUAAGCAUGUGCCUGUAGCUCCGAUGGUGAACUAUCACGUCAGUAGGUGUUGAUGGAGCUGUGUUGGUGUCCACAGGGUGGAGGUAGAGAGAGACAUGCAGUUCCUGGGUCUGCUGGUGAUGAAGAAUCUGGUCAAGCCAGAGAGUGCUGAGGUCAUCACUACCCUCAGAUUGGCACAUCUUCGUACCGUCAUGGUCACUGGUAUGAAUAGCAUAUCUCUUUUGUCUUUGUAGCCGAAACAUAAUUGGACUAUUAGAAAUAUCAAUCAUGGCCAUAGAGGAACGCAGUGUACAGGUUCCCCCCCCCCCCCCCCCCCCCAGGAGGGUUAGUGCUGGGCUAGAACAAAAACAUGCACACGCUAUGGCCCUCCAGAGCAACCCAUUCUAAGGCAUACACUCUUAAGUCCAAUCCUCUCACUCAAAGAUAUUACAGUAUGUCUCAUAGUAGGCCACCUAGCCUAAGUAUUUCCUUUCCUACUUCACAGGUGACAACGUUCUGACUGCAGUCAACGUGGCUCAAACUUGUGGGAUGGUGGGCUCGAACGAGAGGGUGAUUUUUGUUCACGCCACCCCCCAGACGGGCCAGUCUAUGCCCUCACUGCGCUUCCACCUGGGGGAAGGAGGGACGGGGACCACAGCCACACAGAGCUCCAUAGACAUCUACACUCAGGUUUGUCUUUACCUCAUGCUAGGGCGAAUCUUAACUUCCACUCAAGUCGAAUUUUCACCAUAAAAAUGCACCACCUAAUUGAACAUUUGUGCUUAUAGCCUACUGCCGUGUGUGCAUUGCUGCGCUUAUAAUGUGAAGAAAUAGCCUUCUAGUUUAUCAAAAUGUUAAGCUAAAUGUUCUGAUCUGUUGUGUCACGCUCAUUGCUUAAAACAUUUUUUUUAAUGCUUGUGGCUGUAUUAAUUUGGGAUCUAUCGCAUCCCACAACUGUCCCAGACUAUGUUUGGAAAAUGUAUUUAUCGCACAGAAUAGAAUAGGUCGACUUUUGUGCUAUGGGGUAUAGUAGAUUUGACAUAGGCUAGUGCUUUUGCUGUUCAUUAGGCCUACUCAUCUUGUUGGCUGACGAAAAGUAAAUGUGGACAGUUCUUCCAAUAUCUUCAAUAUGCGCCUCGGAAUUGGAUAAGGACGCGCGCAGUUGCGUUCCCGAUAUGUCGGUCUUCACUUGUAGCCUGUGAGAAAGACCCAAUCAUGUGAGUGAGAGGUGCUUCGGCACACAGCCGGGAGAAGGGAAUUAUAAUUAUUAUAUUCAGCCCAAGGGCACGAUGGCCACUGGCCGCAAAAGGCAUGGAUUAUUUUAGGGGUCAUUACCGCCACACAAAGGGGAUGCAGCUGGUAAAUUCAAGGCAUUAUCAAGUGCUUGUCAUUGUGAAUGAGAGACUAAUGAAGUGUGUACAGCCUGCGCAAAAACAAAAUGCCGAGCUCAUCCCUUUCAUGCGACUUUUUUCAAAUCAUCAUUAGUCGCAUCAUGCAGCCUUAGAAUGUAUUAAAUAUCAAAACAUAUAGGCCAAUAUUUGUAUCACAACUAAAGUUACAUAAAUAACUAAAUUAAGCAUAUUGGAGUACCUGUUUCUUUGUUAACUGCUCAACACAGAAUAGCCACAUGUGCGCACUCCCUCAAAUCAUUUGGAGAAAAUAUCCUUUCUAUUUUAUUCAGCUAUGUUCAGUUGCAUUCUUCAUACUAUAAAAUAAUGCCACGGAAUUCUAAGCAAAUCUUGUCUGCUAAAUGAACUAGUGUAGCCCACAGCCAUAUGGCAUAGCCAGAUCAGGGCCUAACAUAAGGACAACUCAGAGUAUGCUAUUCUGGUCUUCUGAAAUAGACUACAUUUUCUUCAUAUCAUGUUUCUUUAGACCUGUCUAAAAUAAGUAAUGGAUUUAUUGAGAUGGUUUAGGCUAUAUUACAUGGAUUUAUUAGACUUUUAAAAAAAUUUAAAUGUUCCAAAGGUCUGCAUUGGUGGCUUGUAGGCUAUGCAUGGAAGCCAGGAGAUGCUAAAUGUGUUUGUUAAUUAACGGUCAGUUACCGUGAGACCGGCAGUUAUUUGCUUGACAAUCACCGCCUGACAAUUUCAUGACCGCCACAAGCCUAGUCAUGCAUUGAUGUCAAUGGGAGACUAAGUGAAAAUUUGGCAGGUUGGCAUUUAUUGUCAUGAAUCUUGCCCUGGAGGCAGCUCUGCAGAGUGGUCAUUAACUGGUAGAGCCACAAGGUCAUAAAAUCAGAUUUUAACCUUAAAUUAAGACCAAAAAGCACAUUUUCAUAAAUUUUUACGAUAUAGAAAAUGUUGACUUUGCAGCUGGCCCAGCUUGCGGAAAUCGCUCAGUUCUGCCUCCUGGGCAGAUUCAUGACAAUAAACAUCAACCUGCGAAAAUUUUAGGAAGUGGAAGUUAGGAUCCACCCCACUGUUCUUUCAUGUUAUCAUUUUAUUUUGAGGCAGACCUAUGCCUUGUGCCAUACCGAUUACGGAAGCUACUGUCUGUAAUACUCCUGUUCACCACCCCUUGUUUUCUCAGGGUCUGUACCAGGGUGGUAUCAACUAUCACCUGGCCAUCAAUGGAAAGUCCUUCUCCGCCCUGUGUGACCACUUCCCUGAGUAUCUGCCAAAGGUGAGACCACCUUCCCAUUGUCCACUGUACUCAACCACCCGGUUAGCUGAAUAGUCUUAACACAUACCAGGGAAAUGGUUCUGAAUGGUCAGUAUGAUGCUAUUGUGUAGAAUAGAGAAUACAUUAUGAGUGUGUUGUGUUUUCAGGUGUUGAUGCGAGGAACGGUCUAUGCACGGAUGGCCCCUGAACAGAAGACUCAGCUGGUCACAGAGCUGCAGAAACUGAAGUAAGAGAGAGGGAGCAAAGGUGGAAAGAACAGAGGAAACCAGUCAGGGAAGAGGAGACCAGUGGAGGAGACAAGACUAGAAUGAGAGAGAUGGAGGGUAGAGUCAUGCGUAGGGAAAAGGAGGAAGACACAAAGAAACUCUGUAGCAAACCAAAGGCAAAUGAAGGUACAUGAAAGGAUAGAUGGAAAGACAGGAAGAUGGGCAGAUUCUUCCAUUGAUCUGCUCUCUUCGACACAGCUCGGUAGUGUGAAAAGGGUAUAGGCCUAAGUUCUCACCCAUUCACCUUCUCUCUCCCUCCCUGUGUAGCUACCGAGUGGGCAUGUGCGGAGACGGGGCCAAUGACUGCGGAGCCCUAAGGGCCGCAGACGUAGGCGUGUCUCUGUCGGAGGCAGAAGCGUCCGUGGCCUCUCCCUUCACCUCCAAGUCAGACAACAUCAGUUGUGUGCCUCUACUCAUCCGGUAAGGACACCACACUCUGUUCAAGAGUAGCCUGACAUCAACACAUCCAACAGUAACGAGUACUGUAAUGUCAUAGGAAAAAUAAUAUGUGCAGUUGUCAUUCUUUUAUGACAAGGGUGAUUCGUCCUCUGUUUCACAGGGAGGGCCGGUGUUCUCUGGUGACGUCAUUCAGUCUCUUCAAGUACAUGGCCUUGUACAGUCUCAUCCAGUUCUCCUCUGUGCUCAUCCUCUACACUGUGAGUUCUACAGUAGUUGCUCUGCCAAGCUUACAAUGUUUAUUUACCCCUGGAAAGACAGGCAGGAGAUGUGCAGUAGUUUGGAGGGGUUCAUGGUGCAUACUUCCUCAUGUUUCAUCACUUUAGCCAAAAUACUAAGAAUGCGUUGAAAUGUUAUUUUACCCUCCCCCACAUAUAGCAUGUGUUGACUCUCUCUGCCAUUUUGUGUACCCCAUUCAGGAGAAGACUAACCUGGGCGACCUGCAGUUCCUGUUCUUUGACAUGGUCCUGGUGACGCUGCUGGCUAUCGUCAUGGGGAAAGGGGGCCCAAGCACAGAGCUGCACCCCCAGCGGCCCCCAGCCAGCUUGCUGGCGCUGCCAGUCCUGGCUAGCCUGACGCUGCACACCCUGCUGCUCAUCCUGGGCCAGGUGUCUGCUCUGCUGAUCACCACCUCCCAGGACUGGUAAGAACCAUUGAUGAAUAGUGAUUAUGAUCAGCUUGAUUUGUAUAGCACCUUUAUAAAUUAAAUAUUAUAUAGUAUUAAAGUCUUCAUAUCUCAAAAUCAAUGUCAUGUGGUUAAUGAAAAUUAUACAAAUCUAAAAGUAACUUAUAUUGCCAUUGCCAGCUAUGUAAAAAUAGCCUACAUAAAGCCAACAAAUAAAAACAUUGCAGCCCGCAGGUAGAAAAUAUCCUGAUAAAUAUCCUAUAAAUUACAUUGGCUACGCAUGGCCUGUCUGCAAGGAACUUAAAACAUUGUAUCAACUAUUGUAUUCACUUGGUCUGGCACGAAGCUCGUGCUAGUAAACUUGCAACAUUGUAGAAAAUAUUCUGGACCCUCAGAGUUUCCAGCGCCAGUGAGCUCCGGACAGAGCUAUUUUGCGCAAGGAAUAAGAAGUAAUUAGGUAGGCCUAUUUUAUGACGUUUCCACCGGAUCAGAGCAUGACAAUUUUUUCCCCUUUCAUGCUAAGUGGUAAUCGAAAGGGAGAGAGCUGGAAAGAUUUUUCAAAUAGGCUAAAUUGAGGAACUAUUGUCAUUCUCAAUGGAUGUGAAAACAGACUUUGUUUACUUGCUGUUUGAGGCGAAGAAAAAAAUACUUUGAGGAGCUCCACAGUGAUGGUGAGUUAAGACAAUCAGAAAUAGUAUCAGAUCCCCAAAUGGGUACAUUUAUAGGCCUACAUUUGCGUGCAGGCCAGGUAGACUAGUCCUACUUCUAUAUGUGUAAUCAGGUGCGUGUCCUUACUCAAGAUUGACAGGAGCGCUCCAAACAAAAGUCAAUGAAUAAAUUCACAACUCAUAAAUGGAAUGAAAUAAACAAACUUUUUUCCCACAAGUGUAGCCUAGGUUGUGCGCUCUGCAAACAAUGUGUCCACUCCUACAAUGACAACGGUAAGACUGUAAUAAUAAUAUAUUGAAUGCAUUAACAGAAAUUAACCAAACAAACAUUGUAGAUUAGAAAUUAAGGGAAUUAACUGUAAAUGUUCUACUGGUGAUACUGGUGUGCCAUCCCUGCGGCCUCCACAAUGGAUUCUGACAGGUGUGAAUCAGACAGGUGUCUCGUGUGCCAUAAUUUAAUUGUAUAUAUAUUUGCCACUGCUCGACUAAAAAAAUCUUGGUCAACCAACAGCCUAUCAACCAAACAAUCGACCAGUCGACUAAAUGUGGUCAGCCUUAAUAAUUUUUGUAAUUAGUGAUGGGGGAUCGAUACAGUAGAGUAUCUCAAUAUUAUUUUUGCCAAUUUUUAUAUUGAUACUCUGACUACACUUAUCGAUUCUAAAAUAAAAUACAAAUAUUUGUAAAAAAUUGCUAGCUAGUUAACGUUACCUAGCUCUAGACUAGUCGGCUGUACCUGCUCCAAAACUCAUCCUAUAUAACAUAUUGCUCACUAUAGGUCUGCUGCAGUGGGACGAGAGAGCCAUGAAAAAACGAGUUUGUGCUAAAAACAUGUUGGCUCACCAUUUAAAAAGAACAUGGAGAAAGGCUUGUUCUCCGUGUUCUUUUUAAAUGGUGAGCCAACAUGUUUUUAGCACUUUUAGCACAAACUCGUUUUUUCAUGGCUCUCUUUUGUCCCUCUGCAGCAGACAUACAGUGGGGAGAACAAGUAUUUGAUACACUGCCGAUUUUGCAGGUUUUCCUACUUACAAAGCAUGUAGAGGUCUGUAAUUUUUAUCAUAGGUACACUUCAACUGUGAGAGACGGAAUCUAAAACAAAAAUCCAGAAAAUCACAUUGUAUGAUUUUUAAGUAAUUAAUUUGCAUUUUAUUGCAUGACAUAAGUAUUUGAUACAUCAGAAAAGCAGAACUUAAUAUUUGGUACAGAAACCUUUGUUUGCACACACUGCAGCAGGGAUUUUGGCCCAUUCCUCCAUACAGACCUUCUCCAGAUCAUUCAGGUUUCGGGGCUGUCGCUGGGCAAUACAGACUUUCAGCUUCCUCCAAAUAUUUUCUAUUGGGUUCAGGUCUGGAGACUGGCUAGGCCACUCCAGGACCUUGAGAUGCUUCUUAUGGAGCCACUCCUUAGUUGCCCUGGCUGUGUGUUUCGGGUCGUUGUCAUGCUGGAAGACCCAGCCACGACCAAUCUUCAAUGCUCUUACUGAGGGAAGGAGGUUGUUGGCCAAGAUCUCGCGAUACAUGGCCCCAUCCAUCCUCCCCUCAAUACGGUGCAGUCAUCCUGUCCCCUUUGCAGAAAAGCAUCCCCAAAGAAUGAUGUUUCCACCUCCAUACUUCACGGUUGGGAUGGUGUUCUUGGGGUUGUACUCAUCCUUCUUCUUCCUCCAAACACGGCGAGUGGAGUUUAGACCAAAAAGCUAUAUUUUUGUCUCAUCAGACCACAUGACCUUCGCCCAUUCCUCCUCUGGAUCAUUCAGAUGGUCAUUGGCAAACUUCAGACGGGCCUGGACAUGCGCUGGCUUGAGCAGGGGGACCUUGCGUGCGCUGCAGGAUUUUAAUCCAUGACGGCGUAGUGUGUUACUAAUGGUUUUCUUUGAGACUGUGGUCCCAGCUCUCUUCAGGUCAUUAACCAGGUCCUGCCGUGUAGUUCUGGGCUGAUCCCUCACCUUCCUCAUGAUCAUUGAUGCCCCAUGAGGUGAGAUCUUGCAUGGAGCCCCAGACCGAGGGUGAUUGACCAUCAUCUUGAACUUCUUCCAUUUUCUAAUAAUUGCGCCAACAGUUGUUGCCUUCUCACCAAGCUGCUUGCCUAUUGCCCUGUAGCCCAUCCCAGCCUUGUGCAGGUCUACAAUUUUAUCCCUGAUGUCCUUACACAGCUCUCUGGUCUUGGCCAUUGUGGAGAGGUUGGAGUCUGUUUGAUUGAGUGUGUGGACAGGUGUCUUUUAUAUAGGUAACGAGUUCAAACAGGUGCAGUUAAUACAGGUAAUGAGUGGAGAACAGGAGGGCUUCGUAAAGAAAAACUAACAGGUCUGUGAGAGCUGGAAUUCUUACUGGUUGGUAGGUGAUCAAAUACUUAUGUCAUGCAAUAAAAUGCAAAUGAAUUACUUAAAAAUCAUACAAUGUGAUUUUCUGGAUUUUUGUUUUAGAUUCCGUCUCUCACAUUUGAAGUGUACCUAUGAUAAAAAUUACAGACCUCUACAUGCUCUGUAAAUAGGAAAACCUGCAAAAUCGGCAGUGUAUCAAAUACUUGUUCUCCCCACUGUAUAGUGAGCAAUAUGUUUGGAUCAUAGAAUCGCAAUACAUAUUGUAUCAGCACCCAAGUAUCGUGAGGUCCCUGGCAAUUCCCAGCCCUAUUCUUAAUGACACAGAAUAAUGUUCUGAUAUUUUGAGGAGGGGAAAUUAAGGGUUCUCAUUGGAAUGGAUCCUUGAGAAGGACCAAAGGACUAAUAAGAAGGGUUUUGGGUGUGACUCACAUCAUUUUAAACCUCAAUGUGACUAUCAAAAACACAGCAGCUCAAUUACUUUCAACAAACGCAGUGCAUUAUGGGAGAAUGUCUAGGUAAAUGCAUAUUAAUUAUUCCUCUCUUCUUUUAGGUUUGUUCCUCUCAAUUCGACAAUGUCAGGUGCAGCGAACCUGCCCAACCUUGAGGACACCAUUGUGUUUGACCUGUCAGGGUACCAGUACAUCAUCAUGGCGGUGGUGGUGACUAAAGGAUACCCCUACAAGAGACCUCUGUACUACAACGGUGAGGCACCAACCAGGGGGCUACAGACAUAUCACAUCAUUCUUUGUGGGGUUUGGUAACGUUGUACGAAUGUGCCUUGCAAAUCAAAGUCACAAAAAAAGCACCUACUGCUGGGCCUCCUUUCCCCCCGUUGACGUUCAUUCAGUGUGCUGUAGAGGUUAGUUUACUUGAUUGUUCAAUUUAAAAAUAGGUUUGAAGUCAAGCUGAUUCCACCCAUGCAAAUGGACUAGACUUGAAACCAAUGUUGAGGUACUAAACCAUCUGACACUUAGAUUUGAGUGAACGAUCCCUUUAAGCAGUGAACUCUGAUAAUCACAGUAGCUGCCAAGGUCUCUUACAUGAUGCCCAUAUUUUCUCUCUCUCCUAACAGUGGUUUUUGUGUGUGUGCUGCUGGUCUUGUUCGCUCUGAUGAGUUGGCUGGUGCUAGCUCCAGUGCCUUUCCUGCGCAAGCUGUUGAAGCUUUACGACAUCCCAGAUAUGAACUUCAAAAUCCUGCUGGUGGCUCUGGCCGCACUCAACUUUGUCAUCUGCUUCCUAUUGGAGGUACUGUAUGCAGAGCCAACCCAUGGUUGUUAAAAAAGUGUCCUUCCUUCCUUCCUUGAGGUAAUCUCAUGUUAGGAUUCAGCCCUUAGUAAGUAUGGUUACAUGGACACAAUAAUGCGAUUAUUGUGGAUAGUCAGAUUAAUAUAAUAGUUUGAUUAAAACAUUUACAUGCUUUGCAAGAAGAACGAUUUCCCAAAAAAUCCUGUUUACAUGGACACAUCUGAAAUCAGGCUACUUGAUGGCACUCUGAUAAAUGCAGAAAAUCGGCAAUCAAAAUAAACGUUCUACCACAGCGACCAUGUUAUUUUUUGGAAGCAUAUUUUAUUCUGAGUUUGGACAUAUAAAAUGUGUAUGUGAAAACUACUUCAAAGAGGCAUACAUUGUCCGAACUCACUUCACUCGUGCUAAAGAGGGAGGCUCGCUCGGCUGGUGCUAGCACAUGUGCAGAUCAAAUACACCGCUGCAGCACCGAUUUACGGUGUUUACAUGUCCUAAUAAUUUGAAAGAUUGCUCAGAAAACCAGGGGCCUCAUUUAUCAAUAUUGCGUAGAAACUAUUCUUUAAAUACUACUUACGAACGGAAUUUAGAAUGUUCGUAUGCAUAGGACAAAGUGUGAUUUAUCAAACAAUCCUACGAGCGUCAUAUGCACAGCGGUAGGAGAUAACCAUUGAUAAAUACCACAGGAGGCUGCUGAGGGGAGGACGGCUCAUAGAAUCAAACACAUAGAAACCAUGUUUGACGUAUUUGAUUCCACUCCAGCCAUUACCACGAGCCCUUCCUCCCCAAUUAAGGUGCCACCAACCUCCUGUGAUAAAUACCAAUGGUUCUCGUGCUCGUGCACGACCUUGGCUAUUUGCAUUUCGAAACGCCCCUAAUUAAACAUAUGGUCAAAAUCAUCCCUUUAAAGCCUGUGUGGACUAUACAACGAGGAGAAAAAACCCCAUCUGAGACUGAAAUAGAGGUGUUAGUGUCAGAGAUUGAGUACAACUAAAAUGUUUUAUUUGGCUUGCUCAGUUGUGGCUUGACGAGUAAAAACCAUUUAUGAAAAUUCACAUUGCUUUAGCAAUGGCAAAUAUAUUUCAAAUGAGUAGGCAACACUCACUAAUAAUCCAUCCUCAACAGCUCCCUCCUAUAGGCAUAUAGGCCAACAUUGCUGUUCUGCAGAAUGAACGAGUCGUUUGUUCCACCACAUUCAGCAGCAUCUUUUGCACAUCACCUGCACAUUAAAAGUGGAAGCCUUUUCUGUUCAUAGUUGAAAUUGUUUUGGGAUGGUGCUGUUAUGGCGAUGUGGGUGUUGUCUAUUGCUCCGUUCGUAUUUGGGAACCCAUUGAUGGCAUCAUGGCAAAGAAACCCCUCUUGACUUCACCUGUUGUGCAAUGGUGUAUGUAAAUGGUAUGUUUUACUGUUCGUUUUGCUGAUGAUUGCAUCCAAAACAUUGGCUCUUCGAGGGCUGUGAGGUCGGCAGGCUCCCACUGAAAAGUGCCCGUUUCCCAAAACCCGAGGGUGGAUAGCAUUUGGAAGUGCACCGGAAUGGCAUGUUUGUCUUUUUAAGGUAGGUCUUAAAUCCUUGCAAAAACCCUAUAAAUUGGUUUUGGGAAACGAUAUCUGUUGAGCCAAUCUGUACUUUCUGCAAAAAAAGAGUCACACCCGUCUCCAAAAACCGCACAGCGUGUGCCAAAUCUUCAAAUAGAGCAAGAUCAGACAACUCUCAUUUGAUUUCCCAUUAUCAGUCUUUUAUAGUGUUUCAACAACACUCACACGUGCCUCUAAUUUAACAAAUUACUGUACUUUAUAUGGAUUAUUAUUAGGGCUGUCCCUGACGAACAAAAUAUUGGUCGACCGAAAGUCUGUUCUUUCGACCAAUUGAUUGUUUAAAAAAAAAGUAUAUUUUUCUAUAUAGACACACCCUAUGUGUUUUAAUAAAAUCAACUCUAUAUGCAUUGAGCUUGUCUGAUGCUUUAAGCGCACUGUUUGAUAAAAUAAGACACGACUCAAGAGGGAGCCAGAGAUCAAGAUAACCAGAAGAAGAAAAAAUGUAAUCUGACCCGACCAUCCUCCUCCCGCUCCUACUUGCUUUCGCAGAUUCUGCCGUUACUCUCCUGAAGUUGCCGGUAAUAGAGUAAUACAGUAUGAGUCAUAAUACCCAUAAAACCUAGCGGUCAAACAGGGAAAUGGUUCCAAUCAUUUUUCCACCAUUCAUUUAGGGCUGUGUUUCAUGUAGGCUUACCCUGGCGUGACGUUUUGAUAAGUGUAAAUCUCUCUAGGACAAGGUGACUUUUAUUAAUAUAUUCGCCUGUAUUUUGUAUUUCUUAUUUAUUAAGGAUCCCCAUUAGAUGCUGCCUUCCUGGGGUCCAGCAACAUUAAGGCGGUUAUAUACAAUUUAAAAUACUACAUGACAUUACAUUUUUGUAUUUAUUAGGGAUCCCCAUUAGCUGCUGCCAAGGCAGCAGCUACUCUUCCUGGGGUCCAAACACAUUAAGGCACUUACAUUACAUAUCAAACAAAAGAUAACACAGUACAUCAUAUACAGCAACAUUAUUACACCACUACAUACAGUGGGGGAAAAAAGUAUUUAGUCAGCCACCAAUUGUGCAAGUUCUCCCACUUAAAAAGAUGAGAGGCCUGUAAUUUUCAUCAUAGGUACACGUCAACUAUGACAGACAAAAUAAGAAAAAAACAUCCAGAAAAUCACAUUGUAGGAUUUUUAAUGAAUUUAUUUGCAAAUUAUGGUGGAAAAUAAGUAUUUGGUCACCUACAAACAAGCAAGAUUUCUGGCUCUCACAGACCUGUAACUUCUUCUUUAAGAGGCUCCUCUGUCCUCCACUCGUUACCUGUAUUAAUGGCACCUGUUUGAACUUGUUAUCAGUAUAAAAGACACCUGUCCACAACCUCAAACAGUCACACUCCAAACUCCACUAUGGCCAAGACCAAAGAGCUGUCAAAGGACACCAGAAACAAAAUUGUAGACCUGCACCAGGCUGGGAAGACUGAAUCUGCAAUAGGUAAGCAGCUUGGUUUGAAGAAAUCAACUGUGGGAGCAAUUAUUAGGAAAUGGAAGACAUACAAGACCACUGAUAAUCUCCCUCGAUCUGGGGCUCCACGCAAGAUCUCACCCCGUGGGGUCAAAAUGAUCACAAGAACGGUGAGCAAAAAUCCCAGAACCACACGGGGGGACCUAGUGAAUGACCUGCAGAGAGCUGGGACCAAAGUAACAAAGCCUACCAUCAGUAACACACUACGCCGCCAGGGACUCAAAUCCUGCAGUGCCAGACGUGUCGCCCUGCUUAAGCCAGUACAUGUCCAGGCCCGUCUGAAGUUUGCUAGAGUGCAUUUGGAUGAUCCAGAAGAGGAUUGGGAGAAUGUCAUAUGGUCAGAUGAAACCAAAAUAGAACUUUUUGGUAAAAACUCAACUCGUCGUGUUUGGAGGACAAAGAAUGCUGAGUUGCAUCCAAAGAACACCAUACCUACUGUGAAGCAUGGGGGUGGAAACAUCAUGCUUUGGGGCUGUUUUUCUGCAAAGGGACCAGGAAGACUGAUCCGUGUAAAGGAAAGAAUGAAUGGGGCCAUGUAUCGUGAGAUUUUGAGUGGUCCUUCCAUCAGCAAGGGCAUUGAAGAUGAAUUGUGGCUGGGUCUUUCAGCAUGACAAUGAUCCCAAACACACCGCCCUGGCAACGAAGGAGUGGCUUCGUAAGAAGCAUUUCAAGGUCCUGGAGUGGCCUAGCCAGUCUCCAGACCUGAACCCAAUAGAAAAUCUUUGGAGGGAGCUGAAAGUCCGUAUUGCCCAGCGACAGCCCCGAAACCUGAAGGAUCUGGAGAAGGUCUGUAUGGAGGAGUGGGCCAAAAUCCCUGCUGCAGUGUGUGCAAACCUGGUCAAGACCUACAGGAAACGUAUGAUCUCUGUAAUUGCAAACAAAGGUUUCUGUACCAAAUAUUAAGUUCUGCUUUUCUGAUUUAUCAAAUACUUAUGUCAUGCAAUAAAAUGCAAAUUAAUUACUUAAAAAUCAUACAAUGCGAUUUUCUGGAUUUUUGGCAGUGUAUCAAAAUCGGCAGUGUAUCAAAUACUUGUUCUCCCCACUGUAUCUACAAUACAACAUUAUUACAAUGUAAGCUGUGUGCUAGUAGUUUUAAACAAACAGCUCGGUACAUUCAGCUUGUCAACACUUCUUACAAAAACAAGUAGUGAUGAAGUCACUCUCUUCCACUUUGAGCCAUGAUAGAUUGACAUGCAUAUCAUUAAUGUUAGCACCCCAUGUACUUUUAAGGGCCAGCCAUGAUGCCCUGUUCAGAGCCAAUUGUAAUUUUCCUAUGUCCCUCUGUGGCACCUGACCACACUACUGAACAGUAGUCCAGGUGCGACAAAACUAGGGCCUGUAGGACAUGCCUUGUUGAUAGUAUUGUUAAGAAGGCAGAGCAGCACAUUAUUAUGGACAGACUUCUCCCCAUCUUAGCUACUGUUGUAUCAACAUGUUUUGACCCUGACAGUUUACAAUCCAGGGUUACUCCAAGCAGUUUAGUGACUUCAACUUGCUAAAUUUCCACAUUAUUUAUCAUAUUUAGUUGAGGUUUAGGGUUUAGUGAAUGAUUUGUCCCAAAUACAAUGCUUUUAGUUUUUGAAAUAUUUAGGACUAAUUUAUUCCUUGCCACCCAUUCUGAAACUAACUGCAGCUCUUUGUUAAGUGUUGCAGUGAUUUCACUCUCUGUAGUUGCUGACGUGUAUAGUGUUGAGUCAUCCGCAUACAUAGACACACUGGCUUUACUCAAGGCCAGUUGCAUGUCAUUAGUAAAGAUUGAAAAAAGACAGGGGCCUAGACAGCUGCCCUGGGGAAUUCCUGAUUCUACCUGGAUUAUGUUGGAGAGGCUUCCAUUAAAGAACACCCUCUGUGUUCUGUUAGACAGGUAACUCUUUAUCCACAAUAUAGCAGGGGGUGUAAAGCCAUAACACAUGUUUUUCCAUCAGAUAAUGUCAAAAGCCACACUGAAGUCUAACAAAACAGCCCCCACAAUCAAUUUCGCUCAGCCAAUCAGUAAUUUGUAUAAGUGCUGUGCUUGUUGCAUGUCCUUCCCUAUAAGCGUGCUGAAAGUCUGUUGUCAAUUUGUUUACUGUAAAAUAGCAUUGUAUCUGGUCAAAGACAAUUUUUUCCAAAGGUUUACUAAGGGUUGGUAACAGGCUUAUUGGUCGGCUGUUUGAGCCAGUAAAGGGGGUUUUACUAUUCAUGGGGUGCGGAAUUACUUUUGCUUCCCUCCAGGGAGAGGACACACACUUUCUAGUAGGCAUAAAUUGAAGACGUGGCAAUAUCGUCCGCUAUUAUCCUCAGUAAUUUUCCAGACCCCGGUGGCUUGUCAUUGUUGCUAGAUAAACAAAAAAAUGUUCACUUUACGGAAUUCGAUCAGUUAUACUUGGCCUGUAUUUAACCCCCCCCCCCAAAAAAAAUGAAAUGCUAAUGUGGCUAUCAUAAAGAACUACAAAUGCCAUGACGAUCUGGGCGAGACUGCCGAAUCGAGGCAAAUGUAAGAAUCUCUGGAUUAUCCAUCUAAUGUUAGCUAAAUGUAAUAAUGAAUACAUUUGCAAAAUGUAUAUAAAUGGACAAUUCUGUGAAUGGUCUUGUGCAAGUUAUGGAUUUUUGUAGUUUUGUCUGCUUUUAUCACAUUAGCAUUUUCGAAUCAUAGUAAAUAGAGCCAAAAAAUAUUGACAAAAGUCACCUUGUUCGAUAGACUUAUGGUUAUCAAAACGUUACGCCAGGGUAAGCCUACAUGAAACACAGCCCUUAUUUUAAGUGUUUCUAAAAUCCUUUAUGGGAAAAAUGAAUGGUGGAAAAACUAUUGGAACCAUUUCCCUGUUUGACAGCUAGGUUUUAUGGGUAUUAUGACACACACCUCCACUGUUGCGCUCUAUAGGCUACACGAGGAGUCAGCAACGUCUUUCUCAUAUGGAAUGCCAAUUUAUCUUACCAUUUCUACCGAUCUGCGUGCCAGUUGUUUUCAUAUGCACAUUUUCAUGGAACAGUUUCAUUUAAUUUAUUAUGUCUUCGUAUCUCAAAAUCAUUGUCAUGUGGUUAAUCAAAAUGAUAAACCUAAAAAGUAACUUCUAUUGCCAUUGCCAACUAUGUAAAAAUAGCCUAUAAAGCCAACAAAUAAAACCACAUUGGCUAUGCAUGGCCCUGUUUGCAACGAAUCAACUAUUAACUUGGGCUGAAGCUCACACUAGCAAACUUGCAACAUUGUAUAAAAUAUUCUGGGCCCUCAGAAUUAUUUGCACAAGGGAUAAGAAGUAAUCAGGUAGGCCCUAUUUUAUGACAUUUCCACUGGAUCAGAGCAUGAUAUUUUUCCCUUUCAUGCUGAGUGGUUAUCAAAAAGGAGAGAACUGGAAAGAUUUUUCAAAUACAUUGAGGAACUAUUGUCAUUCUCAAUGGAUGUAAAAACAGACUUCGUUUGCUUGCAGUUUGAGGUGAAGAAAACAUUUGCCUACUUUGAGAAGCUCCACAGCUCAUUAGUGUUAGUGCGUUAAGCAAAUCAGAAAUACUAUCAGAUCCCCAAAUGGAAACAUUUAUAAGCAUACAUUUGCGCGCAGGCAAGGUAGCCUAUAGGCCUACUUCUAUGCGUAAUCAGGUGAGCGUCCUUACUCAACAUUGACAGGAGCGCUACGCAUGAUUGAUAAGAGGCCCCAGGUGUUUUUAAUCGGCUUAUGCUUACUUUGAACUUGACCUUACGCCAAUUAACUGUAAGUCGCUCUGGAUAAGAGCGUCUGCUAAAUGACCAAUUUAUUAUUAUUAUUUAUUAUUAUUAAGAUAAGCAGAGUAAAGUGUUUACAUGACUACUGCCAUAAUCAGUUUAAUAUCAAAUUAUUACUAUGCAUUUAAACGUACUCAAUGACUGUGUGACUAUAUCCUACUGGUUCUCCUGUAGAUGCUGAUAGACCGAGGUAUGCUGAACUGCCUGCGUCUGCUCCGAGGGAGGCGCCAGUCCAAGAAGCAGUACAAGCGCCUAGAUGUCCUCCUGUCAGACUCUCCCUCCUGGCCCCCCCUGGACCAACAUCUAGCCCCGCCCCAGUGGCCUGAGCUAGCAUCAGCCUCUCCUCCCAUUGCACAAUAUUGAGAGAUUCGAUUAUCUGGCCCAGGUUGCCUCGAUGGGAGGAGUUUAAACCGGGUGAAAAGUGAUUGCAUUAGUUUUGGAACCGGGCUGCCCGGGCAUGAGCCAGCCAAGUGCCCAGCUCUGGCGAAGUCGGCUCAAAACAAAAGUGACGUAGGUUAAGCACGUGAAGUAAUGAGUAGGAUUCUGUGUUCACAUGUAAAAGUGAUUGCUUUUGAUAAACGCAUUCCGUCUUCCAAAGGAAAAUUUGAACAUAUAUUUUAUCGAUAAGCGGUGUAUGUUUCUGAAUGAUAAACCAUGCUCCCUUAUUGACAUGACCGAGCAGUGCAGAUUACUGUUCAAUUUGAGAAGGCGCUCCUUCUCAAACCGUGAACCGUGGUUAAUUUUAAUCGAACUCCCUCAAUAUUCCCCCUGCCAAAGAGUGCCUAUCUGAGCCACAUCCACAAUGUCGCAGUGAGGACAGUGAACAAACCUCUGAAGUCUGUUUUACACAUUUUCUUUUUCAACAGCAGUGUGAAGUGCAAUACUGUGCCACUGGUACCAGCCAGCGAUGUAAGAUUAUGAAAAAGUCAAAUGUUCAAUAUUAUUAGGAAUAAAAACUAUUUUUAU
Messenger RNA from Coregonus sp. 'balchen', 40087 nucleotides. The record is from the annotation of a GenBank genome assembly. Lineage: Eukaryota; Metazoa; Chordata; Actinopteri; Salmoniformes; Salmonidae.